ACGUCAAAAUUUGUCGCGAAAACUUGUCGAAACUUGUUUUUAUUUACCGGGAAACUGAAAGUGCAAUCAUUAAACCGCUGAAAACUGUGCUUAAAAUUGAUAAAAACCUGGUCUAAAGAGCAAAAUAGUGAAAGAUGUCUCGAGGAAUCCAUGGAACACUAAUAAUUUUAGACAUAGGACGAAAUGUUUCCACCAAAGAUGAGGAAAAAGAAAAAUCAUUUUUUGAAAGAGCGAAAGAGUGUGUAGCUCGUAUUCUAGAACGCAAAAUAUUGAGCCAGGACAAGAGUAUGGUCGGGAUAAUAUUGUUGGGUUCGAAGAAGACGAAUAAUAAAAUGGCAAACGAACAUGCUGGUGCAUUCAAACAUAUUGAAAUAUUCGCGGAGCUGCAAUCUCCUACAUGGAAAAUGAUAAGGAGUCUACCAGAAAAGCCAACAGAAAUUAGAGGAGACUGGUUUGAUGCACUUUUGGUAGCUGCAGACUAUUUUGCCAAUGUAUUCAGUGGUGUUAAACUAGUCAGCAGGAAUAUUGUGCUGAUGACCAACUUUAAGAAGAAGACCACUUUUGAAACUAAUGGCAUUGAUGAGGUCCUAAAUGGAUUCCAAGAACAGGAUUUCCAAGUUAGUGUCAUUGGUCCUGACAUUUACUCCAAAGAAUACGAAAAUGACUCAACAGACAUAAUUAAGCAGUUUGUGGAAGCCACUGGUGGUGUUGCAGGCACUUUGGAAAAUAUCAUGAAAUAUGACCUCCAAUUCCACAGAAAAAAGGUUGUUAAUGCCAAUUCCUGGGAUGUGGACUUAAGUAUUGGUCCAAACAUCAAUAUCCCAGUUUCUUGCUAUAUCAAACUAAAGGAUGAACCAACUGUGAAGAAGUGGGAGAAAUCUGUCAGAAAUCCCGUCACAUGUGCUUCAAGUAAAUCUGAAGCUGUUGUGAAGACUAGAGAAUAUGUCAAUCAGGAAACUGGAAGGACAGUUGAUGCAUCAGAAAAACUAAAAGGGUACCACUACGGACAAGCCAUUAUACCAUUUCAAGACUGUGAUAAGUCAAUGCUCUAUCAGCCUGGUGUUAAAUCGCUUUCAGUGUAUGGAUUCACUUCAGCUGACAAUAUAAAAUGGCAACACCUGAAUGGAGAUGGUUUGUCAUAUGUUUUUGGGAAAAAGGAUGACCCAAAGGCACAAAAAGCUAUCAGGUGCCUGGUAGAAUGUCUCCAUGAACUGAAUCUGGUUGGCAUAGUGCGAAAAGUACAUAACAAUAAUAAUGUACCCAAAAUGUUUGCCCUCAUGCCUGUCAUUGAUACUAAUAACUAUGUAUGUCUUUCAAUGGCAGCUAUCUGUUACAAAGAUGAUAUAAAGCAGAUGUCUUUUCCUGCAACUAAUUUAAAAAAGUAUAAAUGUUCACAAGAGCAAGUGGAUGCUUUCAAAGAGCUUAUUGGAGCUAUGGAUCUGACCAAAGCAUAUGAUGACACAUUUGAUGAUACUGAAGCAUUCCCUGUAGCAGAGUGUGUUAGUCCUUCUGCACAAUAUGUGCUUGACUGCCUCGCUUUCAGAGCUAUGAAUCCUGGAAAACCAUUGCCCGAACCAAGGGAAGAGAUAAUGACUCUAUUCAAAGUUCCACCUCUACUAGAAGAAAAUGCAAAAAAGCCUUUGGAGAAACUGAAAAGCUUGUUCACACUGACAAAGAUUGAAGUCAAGAAAAGGACUAAUAAAAAUGCUCCAAUUGACAUUGAUCAGUUCAAAGCUCCGCUUGGAGUGCCAUCUGAUAAUCCAAACAUUCCCAAUAUGCCUAAAAUACACUUGCCCACUAAAGAUGCUGUGGAUGACAUUAAGAGCAUAAGUACUGUCAACCCUAUAGAGGACUUUAAAACUCUUCAAAAUAAGAACAAGCCCCUGUCAGAGUUAACUACAGAAAUGAUCAAAGCUAUUGAGAGUCUCAUAACCAACAACAUCGAUGGGGACUUUACUAAAGCAUUAGAUGCUAUGGCACACUUGAGAACAGAAUUAUUAAAAUCUGAUCCAACUGAUUAUAACAAUUGGAUCAAAAAAUUGAAAGCUGACCUAGUAGAAUCUGAUAAAAACAGAGUAAUAGAAUUGAUAAUGGCAAAAAAACUCAGUUUUAUUUUGAAAGAGGAAAAUAAUUUGAGCACUUACGAAGAUGAGCAGAGCCAUGAUGAAAGUCAAAUGUAUGAAAAUGAUACAAUUCCAAAUUCUGCUGAAUUUACUAUUAAUACUGAAGUUCAGAACAUGUUUGAUGAUUAGUUUUAGUUAUUAUAAGUAACUUAAGUAUUAUUUGUGAUCUAACAUUUAUUGAAUAAAUUAUUUUGUAUAUUA
Messenger RNA from Helicoverpa armigera (cotton bollworm), 2324 nucleotides. RefSeq names its product X-ray repair cross-complementing protein 5. Gene Ontology annotation, biological process: DNA recombination; double-strand break repair via nonhomologous end joining; telomere maintenance. NCBI's taxonomy places the organism in Eukaryota, Metazoa, Arthropoda, Insecta, Lepidoptera, Noctuidae. The record is from RefSeq and is a predicted model, not a curated record. Gene Ontology annotation, molecular function: telomeric repeat DNA binding; double-stranded DNA binding; damaged DNA binding. The transcript has 3 exons. The coding region runs from base 135 to 2252 and encodes 705 amino acids. Gene Ontology annotation, cellular component: Ku70:Ku80 complex; nucleus.